This is a messenger RNA of Neoarthrinium moseri, 1410 nucleotides long. RefSeq lists its product as uncharacterized. The coding region runs from base 1 to 1410 and encodes 469 amino acids. The record is from RefSeq and is a predicted model, not a curated record. The transcript has a single exon. NCBI's taxonomy places the organism in Eukaryota, Fungi, Ascomycota, Sordariomycetes, Amphisphaeriales, Apiosporaceae.
AUGCUUCCAACACGACUCGUUGAAAUACGGCCAGACUAUGAACGCGAUGUCGUAUCUAGCAAUCUUACUUCACAACCUGGUGAGGACUUUCGAUACGCGACACUAAGCCAUUGUUGGGGCAAGUUGGCAAUGUUCACAUUAAAACGUGACAACCUUGAGGAGCUUCAAGUGCGGAUACCCUCCCAGCAGGUUGCCAAAACCUUUCGGGACGCUGUGGAUAUUACUAGACGAGUUGGGCUUAAGUAUAUAUGGAUUGACUCGCUAUGCAUACUGCAGGACGACGAUGGUGAUUGGUCCAGGGAAGCCGUGUUGAUGAGCGAGAUCUAUGGUAGCUCCAGCCUCAAUAUUGCGGCCACGGGAGCUGCUGAUGGCAGUGUCGGCUGCUACCAAGAGAGAGACCCUGCCGCAGUCGCCGCCCAACAGCUCACCGCAUCUGAUCAAACUGGCUCACAAGCAUUCGACGGCUUCAACUUCGACAUAUACAGGCAGAAUAUCGCUGAGAGCCCCUUAGUCUCACGGGCUUGGGCACUACAGGAGCGUUUUCUCACCCCAAGAACGAUUCAUUUCACUUCACAACAGCUGAUAUGGGAGUGUGGACAGAAGCUCGCAUGCGAAACCUUUUCCGAGGAUAUGCCCUCCCCGUUGUCGACGCAGCACGCUUGGUUCCAGAAGCGUAAGAGUAACCUCAAUGUUUGGAUCGAUACUGUCACCCAAUACUCGCGGUGUAACCCUACCGACCAUUGGGACAAGUUGAUAGCCAUAUCUGGCAUUGCGAAUUGGCUACAGGGAAAGACCAACGACGAGUACAUUGCAGGGCUAUGGUUGAAAUACAUCGAGCAUCAAAUGGUGUGGUGCACAGAAGACGGGGCAGUAACCCGGCGGCCAGCUGGAUUCCGAGCCCCUUCUUGGUCGUGGCCGUCUAUCGAUGGGCUCAUCAGAUGGCCUUUUUGGGGCGGUGUGCAUCUUGAGAUCUCCAUUGCUGUCAUCCAGGUCAUCGAGGUGUUGAAACUGAAUUCUCGGUCGAGAACAUCAUACGAAAGCGCCGGGCUGCUAAUCAGAUGCCUCGGAGUUCGCAAUGCCAGUCGCUCGUCUAUCCUCGACACUCCAUCGCACGGAGACAAGCUUGUCAAGUCAUUUGACGCAGGUACGCCAGACACAGAAUAUAAGGCUUUGCAAAUCACUGUCAGGGCACCAAAGAGGGCGACGGACUGCUUGGCCGCAGGACUUCUCGUGGAAGAGGUAGGGCUGAGUAUAUAUCGACACGUAGGAAUGUUCCGCAUCACGGCUGCGUAUGGGGCUCCUGGACAUGUAAGGACGAGGUUGGCGCCAAGAAAAGUAUCGAGGAGCGCGACUGCAAUCGGGCCAGUGGCAGAGGACGGGCUAGAAGAGGAGAUUAUUACACUGGUCUGA